GCAACUAAAGGAGUUAAUCAAAAGAAGUGAAGGCAGAAAAGGAAACGGGACACUCUGGAAAUGGUGCAAGAGGAAAUCAGAAAGGGCCCUUGGACAGAACAAGAAGAUGUCCAACUGGUUUUAUGUGUGAACGUGUACGGUGAUCGCCGAUGGGAUUUCAUCUCUAAGGUUUCAGGUUUGAAAAGAACAGGUAAAAGUUGCAGGUUACGUUGGGUUAAUUACCUGCACCCUGGUCUGAAACGAGGCAAGAUGACUCCUCAUGAAGAGCGCCUUGUCCUUGAGCUUCACUCCAAGUGGGGAAAUAGAUGGUCAAGGAUUGCUCGUAAAUUACCUGGGAGGACUGAUAACGAGAUCAAGAACUACUGGAGAACCCAUAUGAGGAAGAAGGCUCAAGAGAGGAAAAAGGCUGCCAUAUCUCCCUCAUCAUCAUCAUCAUCAUCAUCAUCACCAUCAUUCUCCAACUGUUCCUCCUCAAUAUCCAACGGUAACAGCCCAAGUAUGGAAUCUGGGCCAAUCACUGAGACAAAGGAGCGAAGCUUUUAUGACACUGGAGGUCUUGAAAUGCUCACUGCCAAGGGAAACAAGACUGGUCAAGCAGAGGAAGAAAGGUUGCAGAAGGUGUAUUCCAUGGACGAAAUAUGGAAAGAUAUUGAGUUUUCUGACAGUGAUGCAAUUCAACCUGUGUAUGACGGUUACGGCGAAGGAGGCUGCAACUUCUCCAGUCAAACAAUGGCUUCUCCUGUGUGGGAUUAUUGCCCUGUCUCGCUGUGGAUGAUGGAUGAAGACGAGAGUAAGAUGUUUCCUCCCAUAAGCGAUCAAUUUUAUUCUUUUUACAACCAAGAGAGCACGAUUUUAACUGGCUAGCUAGAUGUUGAUUUAUUCCCUAGGUAUUUGUUGAUACAAUUUUAGCUGCUAUAUGGAAGCCUAACCUGUAUUUGUAUAGCAUGGGGUUGUCUGUCCAAACUACUUGAUGUGGUUCUCCUCAUUGAUCUCCCAGUCAAUGUAAACAUCUGAUGGGAACCAUAGUCAUGGGUCAGUGUCUGCUGUUCUGUGUUUUUUACUAUGUACCACUGGGAAGAGUUCAUAAGAAGCUCUUCAGGGGACUCAGAUUUCA
Coffea eugenioides is the source of this 1114-nucleotide messenger RNA. RefSeq names its product transcription factor MYB59. Gene Ontology annotation, molecular function: sequence-specific DNA binding; DNA-binding transcription factor activity. Bases 61 to 864 code for a protein of 267 amino acids. Gene Ontology annotation, biological process: regulation of DNA-templated transcription. The record is from RefSeq and is a predicted model, not a curated record. The transcript is spliced from 3 exons. NCBI's taxonomy places the organism in Eukaryota, Viridiplantae, Streptophyta, Magnoliopsida, Gentianales, Rubiaceae. Gene Ontology annotation, cellular component: nucleus.